AUGACUACGGGUCAAGGGACACUCCAGUAUCCAGCAACAAAGGAGAAGAAGAGCAGAAUCUACUGGAGGUUUAAAACCCCACUGUCUGCUCCAACACCAGACAGUACUCAGAAGUACCUCUGGCGACUUCGCAACCAACUGAGGAAGGUAGUCGGUGCAUCUACCAACUGGCAAGAUCAGCAGCAAGUGUUGUCUGAGCGUUCAUCACUAAGCCAGUAUCUCGCUCGAAGUCAAGAUGACCUUCCUGCAAAAAGAAUGAAGGACAGUUUAAUUGAGGCGCAUCUUCCUCUGGGUUCUCAGCCUGCUUUAAGAGAGAAAUAUCUCAACUCUCACAACAGCGUCAGGUUUGGACGGAUUUUGGAGGACUUGGACUGCUUAGGAGUGCUCAUCUGUUACUCUCACACAUGGAACGAGGAGCUGCAAAGUUCUCCGCUGUCUAUUGUCACCGCCCUAGUGGACAAGAUCGACAUGAGACAAAACAUCAUCUACCCAGACUGUGACAUCAAGUUCACUGGUCACGUGACAUGGGUUGGAAAGACCUCAAUCGAAGCUAAAAUGCACAUGUCUCAGUACCAAAAUGGCACGCAUGCAGACUUAUUAGAUGCUACUUUUGUAAUGGUGGCUCGAGAUCCUGAAAACAAAAGGGCAGCUUUUGUAAACCCACUCAAACCAGUGGGUCUGGAAGAAGAGGCGAUUUUUCUUCAGGGUGAAAUAAACAAGAAGAGGCGUGUGGAGCUGAGCACGGCGUCUCUUCUGAAAGUGGCUCCUACAGCGGAGGAGAGGACACUCAUUCACAACCAGUUCCUCAACACUCUUGACACACGGACUGUCAGCUUUCGGAGUCGGAUUUUACCACCAAAUUCAGUGUGGAUGGAAGAUGCCAAAUUGAAAGGGCUUGAGAUUUGCCAUCCACAGGAAAGAAAUAUCUUCAAUCGGAUAUUUGGUGGUUUUCUGAUGAGAAAGGCUUAUGAGCUUGGUCGAGCUAAUGCCUGUGCAUUUGCUGGAUGUAGACCAACUGUUGUGGCUGUUGAUGAUAUUUUAUUUCGGAAGCCAGUAGAAAUUGGUUCUUUGCUCUUGCUGUCUUCUCAGGUUUGCUACACGGAAGGAAUGCACAUCCAGGUCAGGGUUCAUUCAGAAGUGCUCGAUCCUUUACAACCAGACAGCACAGCACCACCAAAUGUGUUUCACUUCACUUUCCGUCUUGAAAAGGAAGUCCCAGCUGUUGUCCCACAGAGCUAUGGAGAGUCAAUGCUGUACCUGGAUGGAAAGAGGCACUUUGAUGGGGCAAUGAGGAACCAUAGCUGAGCAUGGGUUGUGCUUAUAGGA
Messenger RNA from Danio aesculapii, 1326 nucleotides. Its product is annotated as acyl-coenzyme A thioesterase 9, mitochondrial-like. NCBI's taxonomy places the organism in Eukaryota, Metazoa, Chordata, Actinopteri, Cypriniformes, Danionidae. Gene Ontology annotation, molecular function: fatty acyl-CoA hydrolase activity. Gene Ontology annotation, biological process: acyl-CoA metabolic process. The record is from RefSeq and is a predicted model, not a curated record. The coding region runs from base 1 to 1305 and encodes 434 amino acids. The transcript has 14 exons. Gene Ontology annotation, cellular component: mitochondrion.